CCUGCCCCAGCUCUGCUCAACCAUCUCCACACUCCUCUGACAGAAUGAACGCCCUCGAUGGUGUCCCCUUCAAGGUGCCCAAAGACUUUGUGAUAGGCACAGAAGUGAUAGGCACAAAAGCUCUCCCUGGGCCAGAGCUCAGUGUCCCAGCCUGCAGAGAGCUUCUGCUGGGUUCAUUGCACGACUUCAGCCUGGAGAGGCGGGCGCUGUUCUGGGUGGAGGCCGCCGUCCGGGGACCCUGCCCAUACCAGUGUGGUGGCCCGGGGACAGCGUCAGCCCCUCCGGCCUGGCUCUUGCUGGUCAACCCUGAACGCGGGCUGGAGCCUGCGCCUGCCGCAGUCAAAGGCCCAGAGGACGGACCCCAGGAGCUGCCCGAGGACGAGGACGAGGACGAGGAUGUGGAUGAGGACGAGGAAGAAGCCUCCUCUGUCAGUGAGGAGGAGCCGGGCUCCGACGGCCCCCAGCCCGGUUCCCCGGCGAGCCCCGACCCCAGCUGUCGCCCGUGUUCGCUGGACGUGCUGCGCUGCGUGAGGUCGGAGCUGGCCGGGGCGCGGCAGCGGCGGCUCUCCGAGGGCAGGCUGGCCGCGCGCCCCCAGGCUCUUCUGCACCGCUUCCGCGGCCACCGGGCGUUGAGCCUGUGCCCCAGCCCCGGGCCAGAGCCCGUGCCCCAGCUCCCCCGCGGCCCCGCGUCGCCCCCGCGGCCCUCCACGGCUGGCGCCAUGCCCCCGCUGCGGAGCCACCGGCCCACGGACGCGUCCCUCAGCCCAUACACCUUCCUGCCACCUCCUGGGGGAGCACCCCAGCCUCUCAACCCCCAAAGAUCAUACCCUGAUUCUGCGGCCGACCUGCUGUCUGCCCUGAGCCAGGAGGAGCAAGACCUUAUCGGGCCAGUGGUUGCCCUGGGAUAUCCCCUGCGAAGGGCCAUUGUGGCUCUACAGAAGACAGGGAGGCAGAGCCUGAGCCAGUUUCUUGGCUACCUCAGCGCCUGUGACCGGCUGCUGCGGCAGGGCUACGAGGAGGGCCUGGUGGAGGAGGCCAUGGAGAUGUUCCAGUUCUCCGAGAGCCAGGCAGGGGAGUUCCUGCGCCUCUGGGAGCAGUUCAGCGACAUGGGCUUCCAGCAGGACCGGAUCAAGGAGGUGCUAUUGGUCCACGGCAACCGACGAGAGCAAGCCCUGGAGGAGCUGGUGGCCUGUACCCAGUGACCCUAGGUACUCUGCAAUGCCUGGGUGUCCCAGUCCAGUGCCACCCCUGGCAAGCCAUCCUGUGUUAUUAAAACCAAUACGAAUAAUAGAGCCAUGCAUGCUCACUAUAAAAACGCAAACAAUGCCAAGGGUAGGAGUAAAUACCAGAAGAAUCAGCUGGAAGAGUUGAAAGUCUCUGCCUCUGGGAAGGGGCAGAUGGGAGAGUGUGGGCGAGGAUCUAUGUUUCUCA
Molecule: messenger RNA, 1431 nt
Organism: Cynocephalus volans (Philippine flying lemur)
Lineage: Eukaryota; Metazoa; Chordata; Mammalia; Dermoptera; Cynocephalidae
Gene: UBAP1L
Product: ubiquitin associated protein 1 like
Exons: 5
Coding region: 45-1202 (385 amino acids)
Biological process (GO): ubiquitin-dependent protein catabolic process via the multivesicular body sorting pathway
Cellular component (GO): ESCRT I complex
Molecular function (GO): ubiquitin binding
Source: RefSeq, a predicted model, not a curated record